Messenger RNA from Rhododendron vialii, 1454 nucleotides. RefSeq names its product 1-aminocyclopropane-1-carboxylate oxidase homolog 11-like. The record is from RefSeq and is a predicted model, not a curated record. The transcript is spliced from 3 exons. Bases 127 to 1239 code for a protein of 370 amino acids. Lineage: Eukaryota; Viridiplantae; Streptophyta; Magnoliopsida; Ericales; Ericaceae.
GGUAUUUGUUUGGAGGAAAAACCCAUUUUUCCUCCCCUGGCGCCUGGCGGAGAGAAUUUAUUAAACGUGACUUUAAACAGAGGACUUCAACUCCUCCUCCAUCUACUCCUCUGAAUUAAACAAAGAAUGGAUAUCUCAGGCACCAAAUUAUCCUACCCAGAAAGUACUGGAGACCAUUUUGACAGGGCAAAAGAGGUACAGGCUUUCAAUGAUUCCAAAGCUGGUGUCAAAGGGCUAAUUGAUGCCGGUGUGGUAAAAGUCCCAAAGAUAUUCAUUCGCCCACCAGAUGAACUCUCUGAGGAUUUGAAAAAUUCACCAGUAGAGUUACAAGUGCCGGUCAUUGAUCUCGGCAACAUUGGAGAAGGUUACAGUCGGGAAAGAGUCGUGAAGGAAGUCCGCUGUGCGUCAGAGGAGUGGGGAUUCUUUCAAGUUGUCAACCACGGAAUCCCGUUGGACGUGUUGGAGGAAAUGAUUGAUGGAAUAAGAAUGUUUCACGAAGAAGAUCCGGAGGUAAAGAGAGCAUUGUAUUCACUUGAUCACGUGAAAAGAGUGAGAUUCUAUAGUAACCCGGAUUCGUACCAGUCAAAAUUUGUGUUUUGGAAGGACACCUUGAACAUCUCUAUGCUUGUUUCUGACCAUCUUGACCCCGAUGAAAUUCCCAAAACCUGUAGGGCUUCAUUAAUCAAGUAUAUCGAGCACGUUACCGACCUGAGGUGUACUCUAUUUGAGUUGUUAUCAGAGGCUCUUGGCCUAACACUUGAUCACUUACCCGCCCUCGAAUGUGCUAGAGGCCGCACCUUUCUUUGCCAUUGCUAUCCAGCAUGCCCAGAGCCAGAGCUGACUUUAGGAGCCGGCAAGCACUCGGAUCCUACCUUCAUCACUGUGCUCCUACAAGACCAACUUGGAGGCCUCCAAGUCAUGCAUAAAAAUCAAUGGGUUAAUGUUAAACCGAUUCCCGGAGCUUUGGUAGUUAACAUUGGGGAUCUUCUCCAGAUCAUAUCUAAUGACAAGUUCAAGAGUGUUGAUCAUAGAGUGUUGGCAAACCGUGUUGGACCAAGGAUUUCCAUGGCGAGCUUUUUCACUGGUGUUUUUGUUCCUCCGAAGGUCUACGGCCCCAUAAAAGAACUGAUAUCAGAAGAAAAUCCUCCUAUAUACCGGGAUUUUACACUAAGCGAUUACAUUGGAGGUUUCGUUUCGAGGCCGCUUGACAAGUCUGCGCUCGACUAUUUGAAGAUAUGAUGCUGGUAGGAAUUACAGGGACGUGUUCCCACACACCGCAUCAUGCAGUAAUAUGAAUAACGUUUGUGUACGAUUGUAUUUUGAUGACCUAUGAAGUAUGAAUUGUUUCUUUCUACAUUGUAAUUUCAAAGCUGUCUUCUGGUUUUCUGGUACUUCAUAUGGAAAAUAAAACUACCAAUGCACGCAAAUGUUUGAUUGGUUUUCUGAACGGCCGC